Molecule: messenger RNA, 668 nt
Organism: Aphanomyces astaci
Lineage: Eukaryota; Oomycota; Saprolegniomycetes; Saprolegniales; Verrucalvaceae
Exons: 2
Coding region: 103-477 (124 amino acids)
Cellular component (GO): gamma-secretase complex
Source: RefSeq, a predicted model, not a curated record
GGAUUAUCGAAGAAUACAGACCAAGUAAAGGCAGUCGCGGUAUACUGAAACCAAGUGAAAUCUUGCCUGAAGCAAUCCAUGGAAUGAACUUUGCAUUUGACCAUGGCGCGGGAGGACAGCAACGUGCCGGUACUGGAGGCGGCACGUGAAGACGACCCAACAAACAACCGCGGCAACUUCACACGGAACCUGAACAAGGAAGAGGACAGUUCCGUGGCGAAGAAGAUGUUCUUUGGCGGCCUCGCGCUCCUCCCUUGGCUCUGGGCCGUGAACGUGUUCCACUACAGAGCGCAGUUCCUCGACGGCACCAUCGACCCAAAGACUACUAUCUGGGUGCGUCGGUCGUUUGCCGGCUUCGUCUUCGUCACGCUCAUCUUUGUGGCUUGGGUUGUGACGUUUCAACUGUCGUGGAAGGCGAACGGGUGGCAGAAGCUGCUGCUCGUCGUGCCCCCAGAAGAUCUCGACCAGGGAUGGUAGAUCCUAUUCAAUCAAGUGCCGCCAUCACAGCGACAUGACAUGCAUAAGCAUCCAAUUUAUUGUCGGUAUUAUCUCUCUCUCAUCCAUCAAGUGCAGCAGAAAUCCAUGAGAUGCCUUCCGAAUAAAACUCAUAAACACGUAAAAGAGCUAAAACGCCCCGCGUUUUAUAAUCAAAUCCAGUAUUACCUACA